AAUUACACUGCCGCUUGCCUCGACGGCUGUUUAUCGAAUUUUUCUCCCUGCCUCGUAUAAGUUAAUUUAAUUGCAUUUCUUCAAGAUAUGGAAAAAAAAUGGGAAGAGAUUUACCACUACCUUUCCCAGCAUACCUUCCCAAAGGAGUAUCGGAAAUCUCAGAAACAAAACCUUAGGAGAUAUUCUGCCAAAUUCACUAUAAAGGAAGGAGAACUUUACUUUGGAAGCAGGAAGGUUGUUAAGACCAAAGAGGAGGCAAAGGAAAUUUUUAAGGAACUCCACAAAUCUCCUACUGGUGCUCACAUGGGGGUUGUGAAAACAAGGACUGCUAUGUGUGCCAGGUUUUACUGGCAUGGCAUAUCUGUGGAUGUUGACAAAUGGGUUCUGGAGUGUGACAACUGCCAAAGGGUUGGCAAACCUUUGACUUGCGGUCAGAAACCCAAGCAUGUUAAGGUGGAGUGGGACAACUGUGAAAGUGUUGGUGAACCUUUGACUUGUGGUCAGAAAUGCAAGCGUGUUAAGCGUCCCUCUGCUCUGAAAUCCGUCAUGGCACAGAGCUUUUUAAUGGAGGUGUGUGUGGACUCCGUGGAGUCCGCCGUCAAUGCUGAGCGAGGAGGUGCAAGUCGGCUUGAGUUGUGUUCAAGUCUUCUGGAGGGAGGUCUCACUCCCAGUCUUGGUCUUCUACAGGUAGUAAAGCAGUACAUCAAAAUACCAGUCUACGUAAUGAUACGGCCUCGCGGUGGCGACUUCCUGUACUCAGACCAAGAAGUGGAGGUGAUGAAGAAGGACAUCGAGCUGAUGAAGACCCAGGGAGCCGAUGGAGUAGUGCUAGGCGCCCUGACAGAGGAUGGACGAGUGGAUGCAAAUCUCUGCAUGGAGCUGAUAGCUGCUGUCCGUCCUCUGCCUUUGACCUUCCAUCGAGCUUUUGACAUGGUCCACGACCCAGCAGUUGCUCUGGAGACCCUGAUAUCGUUAGGAUUCGAGAGGGUGCUGACGAGCGGCUGUGACAGCUCGGCUUUGGAGGGGGUUCCUGUUAUCAAGAGGCUCAUAGAUCAAGCUAAAGAGAGAAUAAUUGUAAUGCCAGGAGGGGGGAUUACGGAGAGAAAUCUGCAGAGAAUAUUGGAGGGGACAGGGGCUGAGGAGUUUCACUGUUCAGCACGCUCCAGCAGAGACUCUGCAAUGAAAUUCAGGAACACCUGCGUGACGAUGGGAGCUACAAUCUCUGCGCCCGAGUACGGCCUGAAGGUGGCUGACGUCAGCAAAGUCCGGAGUCUGAAUGCAAUUGCCAAAAAUACCUUGUGAUACCUCCAAAAAAAAGAGAACAGUUAUUUUCAUAUGCCCAUUUCCAAAUUGCCUCAAUGUUGGGUUUCUUUUAGUAAAGUGUUAGCAUUUAAACAAUGUGUGUUUUUUUUGUUUUGUUUUUUACAGCUCAGUGAGGGCACUCCUGUCUUAUAUGCUGUCUAUGAAGGUUUUAUGACUGAACAGAAAGCUGUGAAUCAAGUGUUUGUACAUGUAACUCUGGUGUAAAACACAACAAAACAGAAAAUAACAGCAUUUUACUCAACAUAAUGGAAAUACUAGAAAAUCAUAAAAAAAAAAAAAACAGGCAGGAACCUAAAAUUACAAAUAAACAUAAAACAAUUCAACAACUAAAACAAUUAAAUGGAAAAAAAAAACACAUAAAAAAAUCACAAUGAAAGUACAUUUAUUCAGAAUGUUGGAAUUGUUUCUGAUUUAUUAGCUGUUAUCUUUUCUGUCUUCGAAUUUCAUUUUUGCUGUAUUUUCUUUACCAAUACAGUUGUGUCUUAGAGAUAUUUUAAUUACAACGAUUUUGUGCUAAUCUGCUCGGAGAGUUUUCAAACUUGGGUAUCUUUUGUACUUGAUUCGUGGCGUAAUAAAAGAGAUCAGAUCUGUGGUUCCGAGAAAAAA
Fundulus heteroclitus (mummichog) is the source of this 1929-nucleotide messenger RNA. RefSeq names its product cutC copper transporter homolog (E. coli) (gene cutc). The coding region runs from base 88 to 1302 and encodes 404 amino acids. The record is from RefSeq and is a predicted model, not a curated record. Gene Ontology annotation, molecular function: copper ion binding. NCBI's taxonomy places the organism in Eukaryota, Metazoa, Chordata, Actinopteri, Cyprinodontiformes, Fundulidae. The transcript is spliced from 13 exons.